AUGGGGGAUCUUGGUUGCGGAAGAAAGAAGGCGCUUCUGGAGGAAAGGGAGCAGCAACUUAAAGCGUAUCAUGCAGCAAGGUGGGACAGGCUGCACCUGCAAGCUAGUCUUAUGGCGGAACUUACCGGGGAAAUUGCCUCCAAGCAUCUCUCCGCUAAGGUCCGCGCGCGGAAGGCGAGAACGCAGAUUGCGGAGCUGAAUGUUGGCGGGACCACGGUUGGCGGGCCUAGACCGGUGCUGGAGGCUGCAUUGGUUUUCUUCACGAAUAUCUUCGGGCGGGAUCGCAGGACGGAUUUUACAAAAUGGAAGGUUAUCCCGAACCGGUGCCUGCAGGAGGGGCUGGCGACUUUCCUGGAAGCCGACUGGAGAGAGGAGGAGGUUAAGAGAGCAUUCGCAGCAAUGGCGAAAAGAAAAUCCCCGGGGAGCGAUGGGCUGCCGAAAGAGUUGUUCGAGGUUCAAUGGGACCUAUUGGGUGGGAGCUUCAUGGCCAUGGCGCGUAACUUCCAGGCGUCUACUUCGCUGCAUGGUGCCAGGAGCAAGUGCCACGCAUCGUCGUCUUGCAAGGACUGGCACUUGCUCCUUCAUGGAAAACUGCAUUCUCUUUCAGGCAACAUGCAAGGAUCUAUACUCGGAAGUUGGGCUCGGCGCGGCGCAAACAGUUGCGCUGCACUUUGUGAAGGAGCAGAACAUGCUUCAUAG
Messenger RNA from Closterium sp. Yama58-4, 699 nucleotides. Lineage: Eukaryota; Viridiplantae; Streptophyta; Zygnematophyceae; Desmidiales; Closteriaceae. The record is from the annotation of a GenBank genome assembly.